Molecule: messenger RNA, 306 nt
Organism: Penicillium concentricum
Lineage: Eukaryota; Fungi; Ascomycota; Eurotiomycetes; Eurotiales; Aspergillaceae
Exons: 1
Coding region: 1-306 (101 amino acids)
Source: RefSeq, a predicted model, not a curated record
AUGUCGGGAUUUCAAAUCCGCGCAUUUAGCGACUCCCACUUAGAGGUCCUAUUGGACCUCCGUGAUCGAUACACUCGGCGUACCGAGCGACGCACCCUUCUGCAGCAAGAAGGGAUAUUGAUCAACGAGGGUUACUACGUUCUGCUAGCACUCCCCAGACGAGCACUUGACCCCGUAAGAUUCUGUGCUAUUGUCAGAUCAAUGGUACACCGGGUGCGUGUUUUGAAUGACGAGCUCACAGCACUACGAAUUGAAGAGGAGGAAGAUGCUGUGAUCUUUGAGCAGAUGUGGGGAGGAUACUUGUGA